Messenger RNA from Cryptosporidium ubiquitum, 618 nucleotides. Its product is annotated as DNA-directed RNA polymerase 2. The transcript has a single exon. Gene Ontology annotation, biological process: DNA-templated transcription. The record is from RefSeq and is a predicted model, not a curated record. Bases 1 to 618 code for a protein of 205 amino acids. Gene Ontology annotation, cellular component: RNA polymerase I complex; RNA polymerase III complex; RNA polymerase II, core complex. Gene Ontology annotation, molecular function: DNA-directed RNA polymerase activity; DNA binding. Lineage: Eukaryota; Apicomplexa; Conoidasida; Eucoccidiorida; Cryptosporidiidae.
AUGGACAACAGCGAUAACCGGUUCUUUAGAGCAAGGAGGACACUUUGCGAAAUGCUUGAGGAUAGGGGAUAUAUAGUUUCAAGCCAAGAUAAAGAGGAAGACUUUCCAACUUUCAAAGAGAGAUUUGAGUCUCACCAGCGCCUGAGGUCUAGAAUGUUAAUGGUUGCUUCUCAUAAACAGGAUCAAACCAAACGAAUUAUUUGUUACUUUGCUGAUGAAUCAAAGAAAACAGGAGUCAAACCAAUUAGAGAUAUAGUAGAAAAGAUGGACGAGCAUACAAUACAACGAGCAAUACUAAUUUCCCAGAAUGUCUUGACAGCUCAUGCUAAGGUGGCUAUACUAGAUGCAGCUCCAAAACAUUAUAUUGAGAGCUUUUUAGAAAACGAGCUUUUGGUUAAUAUUACUAAACAUGAGUUGGUUCCAAAACAUAUUUUAUUAUCAGACGAAGAAAAGGCUCAGCUUCUGGACAGAUAUAAGAUCAAGGAAACUCAACUUCCAAGAAUUCAACAUGCCGAUCCGGUUGCUCGUUACUUUGGUUUGGCUAAAGGUCAAGUGGUCAAAAUUAUUCGUCCCUCGGAAACUGCAGGCAGAUAUGUCACUUACAGGUUAGUAGUAUAG